Molecule: messenger RNA, 3414 nt
Organism: Fusarium keratoplasticum
Lineage: Eukaryota; Fungi; Ascomycota; Sordariomycetes; Hypocreales; Nectriaceae
Product: BRCT domain-containing protein
Exons: 2
Coding region: 1-3414 (1137 amino acids)
Biological process (GO): mitotic cell cycle
Source: RefSeq, a predicted model, not a curated record
AUGGAGUCACCACCAAAGAGGAUGACCCGUGCCCGCGCUGCUGCCAAGGCCAGCGAGUCUAAAACCACAAAGAUCGUCACAGCUGCCGCCCGGGCGAGAAGCACAGCGACAGCAAGCACCAAGAGCACCGCCGCUAAGAGAAAGACACGGGCGGAUGAACAUGAAGAGGAUGAAGAGGAAGAGCACCGUGAAGCCACCGUCGUGAGACGAGCCCGCGGUCGCCCUCGGAAAGUGGAAGCUCCAGAGCCAGAGGCACCUGUGAGAGCCACACGAGGCCGUGCCACCAAGAAGACUGUCACAGAAGCUCCCAAGGAGGAGCCUGCUGCACCUGUCAGAGCAACUCGGGGACGACCUCGGAAGGUUGUUGCUGCAGCCCCCGAGCCCGCUCCAGAGCCUGUGAAGAAGACAACCACACGCACUCGUGCUACAACUACUACACGGGCAGCGACGGCUACCAAGCCCGCUGCCAAGAAGUCUGUCAAGUUCCAAGAGCCCGACAAGGAGAAUAUCGAGCCUGCCAUCGAGGCCAAGGAGCCCGCACCUGUCGGCCUCCGAGGCCGCCCAGCCAAACGCGGCGGUGCUGCUUCGGGCACCCGAACAACCAGAGCGGUGGUAAGAUCCGCUGCGCCGACCGAAAAGAAACCAUUAAGUCCUAAGAAGAUUACUCAGAUGCCUAUUUCGAGGGACGACGACUCCGAGGACGAGCUCGCCGGCGACACCACCCCCGUCAAACCCUUGAUGAAGAACCCGAUCAAGCCUCCCGCCAACGCCGCCGCCAAGAAGAACCCGGAGCCUGUCGAACAAGAGGAACCUGCCGAGUCGACAAUUGCUGUUGAUGGCAUCCUCAACCCACCCGAUCUCGGUACAUCCUUGGUCUCUCCGGCCAAGAGACGACCAGCUUCACCUCUGAGGGACACAUUGCGGUCACCAGCUCGACGGAUUGGAGCAGUUCCCCUGCCCGGAUCAACAAUGAAGAAGGCUCAGGAUGGAAAUGCACAGAACGGAGAGGUCUCAUCAUUCAAGGCCUCGCUCCUUCAGUCUGCGGCAAAACGACCACAGUCGCCCAUCAAGGGAAUGAACCUUGCACCCACCUUUAAUGCUCAGCAAAGCCAGUCGGCCAUGAAGCCUUCCCUGCUUCUUUCCCCUGCGAAGCGUUCCGUGCCUGUCCUGAAGCCUCUCACUGAGCCUCGACCACGGGAUCUUGCUGCCCUCGGCGAGCCGCCAGCCAUGAAGCCCUUGGUCCUGGGAACACCUACUCCUGCCAACCACACCAGAACCUCACAAAAGCUCAUGCUUGAGGAGGAGUCUGAUGCCGACCUUGGUGUCGCCGAGGACGAUGUCUUUAGCGAGCCCAUUGGAAGCCUGCACUUUCCUGGCCGGCUGUCUGCCGUCUUGCCUCGUCAUGCGGAUCCUGCUAUGAAGAAGGAGAUGGGUAUCGUUGAUGAGGUUGAGGAGGCACCUACCCCCGCUGAAGAGAACGUUAUCGAGGUGGAUGCUAUCGUUGUAGACCAAGAGGAGGCAGCGGCCGAGACCGAACCGGUGGCUGAACCUACCGGGGAAGCUGACGAAAUGGCUCUUGACGAUGAGGCUGCCGAAGAGGAACAUGUCUCGCAGGCAACCACGCCAAACGGUUCACCUGCAGCUCAAUCGCCAGCUCAACAGAAUCCCAGUUUCCAGCUUCGAGAGAAGGACUUGGACCCCUGCCAAGACAUAGAUUCAGAGUCGGAUGAUGAGAACAUUCCCCCCAAGCGCGCAGAGCCAGCUACUCCAACCCCCUUCGACCGCAAGACCCCCAAGACUUCCCGAGCUUCUCUCGGAGGCUUCACUUCUCUUGUUGACCGUCUCGGUUCUUGGUCCGCUAGCACACCCAUCAAGAUGGCCCCUCUCACUUCCACAAAAGCCACUGGCUCCAACGAGCCUGUCGCCCUUCCUGAGCGAACUGCCACGCCCCGCUCCGAGUCAUCCCCCGCUGUGAAUCACUUCUUCGAGGAUGAGAUGACAGUGCGAGAGGGCAUGGAGAACAUUCAACAGGACAAGCUUGAUGAGGUGCAGGAGCCCGAGUUUGAUGACAUCAUGGUUACUGAGGAGGACGUCGCUCUGGCUCUUGAGGCCAACGAGAUGUCCUUGAUGGGACCGGAGGAGUUGGACGAGGUUGUCAACACUGAUGCCUUCGAUGACACCCUCUCUGAAGCCAGCCAAGAGUAUGGCGACGAGAAUGAGCUUCCUGUCGACCCUGCCAUGACCCCUCGGUCCGCGGCCCCUGUUACUCCUGUCCGCCCAGUGAUGAAGACGUUCCACACCACAACAAAGGUGCCUCUGAAGCCUGCCGACCUCUCGACCCCUACUCCUCUCAAGAAGCGCAGCUUUACCGCAUCUAGAGUUGCUCCUAAGCGACCCUCUGGCUCAACAAGCAAUACCAUCCCAUACUCGCAAUCACGAAACAGGAAGAGCCUGCCUGCGACCUUUGUCCAGUCUCCUUCCGCACCUUCCACACCCGUUCCAGCAACGCCUUCAAGGGCUGACCUGUGGUCUUCGAUGGGCACACCGGCACGCACUCCCCGACGUGAUGUCGACCCUGCCCUGCUCCGUGGCGCCGUCGUCUUUGUUGAUGUAUACACCAGCGAAGGAGCCGAUGCCAGCAGCAUCUUUGUUGAGCUGCUCACUCAGAUGGGAGCCAAGUGCAUCAAGACUUGGAACUGGAACCCCAGCGGUUCCGCCAGUGACGUGACUUCCAGCAAGGUUGGCAUCACACACGUAGUCUUCAAGGACGGUAGCAAGCGCACACUGGAGAAGGUCCGUGAGAGCAACGGAAUUGUCCAGUGUGUCGGAGUCAGCUGGGUGCUUGACUGUGAGCGCGAAAACGACUGGCUUGACGAGUCACCCUACCACAUCAACACUAGAAAUGUUCCCCGUGGCGGAGCUCGUCGUCGCAAGAGCAUGGAGCCCACAGCUCUGGCCAACAUGAACGGCACUCUUGUGAGCAGCCCAUCCAAGAGCAGCCCCCGUACGGCCCCUACAACGCCCAUUAGGCGCCGGGAGAGCACCGCAUGGAUGUACACCCCAUCAGAGGCAGAUGAGGACGAGGACAUGGAGGACCAUGAGUGGUCUGCGGCCAUCUUGACUCCUGUGCCCAAGACCCCUGCCCCUGAGGCGAUUGCCCGUUAUGCUGCCAACCUCGGCCCUGAAACACCCUCUGCUGGUGAUGAUGACGAGGAUUUCGAUGACUCGCCCACCAAGACUGAUCUCCUCACGAGAACAUGUCCUCCCAAGUCCAACGCCUUCCGCGAGGCGGGCGCUGGCAUCAUCAGCCAGAGCAAGGAUGAUCACGUCCUCAUGCGUCUCAUGGCUGCUCGCCGCAAGAGCUUGCAGUUUGCUCCCAAGGUUGGAAGCCCGCUGGCGAGGGCCUGGAAAUAG